AUGAAGGUUGCACUCUUUUUCUCCGCUCUCCUCUCUGCCCAAGUCUUGGCUAUUCCUGAGCCCGACAACACAGUCAUCAAGGACGGUGAAUACACUUACACCGGUAUCGAUAAGGGACUUCUGGCACUUCGCGGUCUCGAAACGCGUUGUAAUUGCUUUCCAGAGUGCCGUAGGCCAGGCUCAAACUGUGCCCCAGGCAAAUGCGAGUGUUCUGGGGACUAUGGUUGCUGGUCUUGCAGUGGUGGUCGCAUGCAGUGCCAGCCAGGACCUGGCUCAGGAGUAUGCUGGACUAAGUAA
Molecule: messenger RNA, 297 nt
Organism: Fusarium sp. VM40
Lineage: Eukaryota; Fungi; Ascomycota; Sordariomycetes; Hypocreales; Nectriaceae
Source: the annotation of a GenBank genome assembly